UCUCCGAUAUUGCAAAUAAGAGGGAUCCCUCCGGGGAGAGCCUUCACCACUUUCCUCUGGCCGGCCGGAACAAUGGCCGCACUUCACGUCUUCCUGGCUACCAUAUCCAUCUUCGCACUGCGGCAGGGCACCUCAGGACAUUCCUACCCGGAACUUCAGCCACGAGUGCAAAGAUACCAAAACCCAGGCCAUUGCUAUCCCAACAAUGGCGACUGGGUCAUGAUGAAGAGAAAUUACGCCUACGAUCCACACUUCGGCGGAACCGCUAAAUGCGUGAAAUAUGAGAGAAUUGGACCGUUCAUGGGUAACAGCAUGAACGUGAGGUUCUCUUGGUGUCAGGAUGGUUAUGGACGUGGAUGCGGUUCAAGUGUCGGCCGUUAUGUCCUCACUUCUACUCCAGGAUACAGAGCAAGGAAUAAGUACAACUUUUUGGCCUUCAACGGCGCGGACAAUUUCCAAAUGCAUACGAUCUACAAAGAUUGCAACACUUGCUUCGUUGGACGUUAUCGCCAUGCUGAUAACGGAUAUGGCUGUGCCAUGUGGCGUCGUGUGUCUCCCACGCUCAGCGAACCUGCCAGCUAUUGCGACUUCAUCUUCGAUCUGUUCUGCGGCGGCGCUCCCCAGUACCAUAUGUACGAUCCGUCAUGCAAUAGGGCACUCGGCAUUUACGGGAGCCACAACUACGGCUGGUGGAAAAAUAUGAUCACUUUCAAAUGAGUUUGUUGGCCCUCUCUUGAGUAUGGCACACUUACUGAAAUAAAGCUUCCUUUCUGUUG
This is a messenger RNA of Dermacentor silvarum, 776 nucleotides long. RefSeq lists its product as uncharacterized. Gene Ontology annotation, biological process: symbiont-mediated perturbation of host defenses. Gene Ontology annotation, molecular function: amine binding. Bases 73 to 717 code for a protein of 214 amino acids. Lineage: Eukaryota; Metazoa; Arthropoda; Arachnida; Ixodida; Ixodidae. The record is from RefSeq and is a predicted model, not a curated record. The transcript has 5 exons.